AUGGCGACCGGUGUAAAAUUUACAAGUUUCGUGUCCUUACUCGUGGUUUUGUUGCCUGUAUGUGGCGUUUCUUUCGCUGAAGAAAGUCUUGGACUUGAAAUAAAAUGCGGAGAAGUCGAAGUGAGACUAACCGUGAAGCGACAGUUUUUCGAGGAGAGACGUAUUCCGUUCAAACCCGAGUAUCUUCGACUUGGAACUAACUCAACGCAGCAGAGGUCGUGCGGACCGAAGGGACCGAUGUCCGGGUCGGAAAUGGUCAUCUCCGCGGGCCUGCGAGAGUGCGGGACUGAGUCCAGUGUUCGUGGUGAGUGGCUUGUGUACUCCAACCAGCUGGUGCUGUUUCCAUCUGUGUUUCCCACCUCCACAGGCAGUGUGAUAGUUAGAGGGGCAACUACUGUCAUACCUGUUGAGUGCCAUUAUAAGAGGAAGGAGACUCUGAGUGGAGAACCAUUAAUCCCAACAUGGCUACCCAUGACAUCCACUGUUGGCGUCUUUGGUCUCCUGCACUUCUCUCUUCGCACCAUGGCAGAUGGAUGUAGGUCCUUGCGUAGUUCCUCAGCGUAUCAGCAGGGGGAAGCAGUGUUUUUAGAGGCCAGUGUGGAGGCCCCUCUGCACCCCCCUCUUACUCUCUAUGUGGACUACUGUGUCGCUACACUGAAGCCUGACCCGCUCUCCUUGCCAAGCUACAAGUUUAUUACUAAGCAUGGAUGUCUAAUAGACAGUUUAUUGCCGGGGUCUUCAUCCAAAUUCCUCCCGAGGGAGCAAGAUAGCAGACUAUGCUUCAGUGUCCAAGCCUUCCACUUCAACCAAGAGUCUGGGGAACAGAUGUUCAUCAGCUGUCACCUAAGGGCCACACUGAAGAAAAACUCACACAGCCACCUUGAUAAAGCCUGCUUCUUCCACAGGCCCACAUUCAGCUGGCGUGCUACAGAGGGAGACACAGCUCUGUGUGAGUGCUGUGACUCUCAUGACUGCUUUAGACAGACUGAGGAGGAGAGCAUGGACCACACUGGACACACACUUCAACCAGAUACAGAAAAGAAGCAUGAGACGGACGCAACAGUUGGCCCACUUCACACCCUGCCACGCUCCCAUUGGACAGGCCGUCUGUCAGUCAAUCACUAA
Chelmon rostratus (copperband butterflyfish) is the source of this 1125-nucleotide messenger RNA. RefSeq names its product zona pellucida sperm-binding protein 3-like. The record is from RefSeq and is a predicted model, not a curated record. Gene Ontology annotation, biological process: positive regulation of acrosome reaction; binding of sperm to zona pellucida; egg coat formation. Gene Ontology annotation, cellular component: extracellular matrix. Gene Ontology annotation, molecular function: acrosin binding. NCBI's taxonomy places the organism in Eukaryota, Metazoa, Chordata, Actinopteri, Chaetodontiformes, Chaetodontidae. The transcript is spliced from 8 exons. The coding region runs from base 1 to 1125 and encodes 374 amino acids.